Penicillium arizonense is the source of this 2865-nucleotide messenger RNA. Its product is annotated as DNA repair protein RAD16. Bases 1 to 2865 code for a protein of 954 amino acids. The record is from RefSeq and is a predicted model, not a curated record. Lineage: Eukaryota; Fungi; Ascomycota; Eurotiomycetes; Eurotiales; Aspergillaceae. The transcript is spliced from 8 exons. Gene Ontology annotation, molecular function: ATP binding; ATP-dependent chromatin remodeler activity.
AUGAGACGCAGUCUGCGGCCCAGAACUACCAUCCCCGAUUCCGAGGAUGAUUCACAUUUCAGCGAAACGUCAUUGAGGAAUUCAUCGCCCCUCCGUCGAUCACAGACCCUGCGAGUGGGUGGAUCAUCCCUUCCUCGAUCUCAAUCUCAGCGCGUUAUCCAAGAUUCCGAAGCGGACGAGACAGAUUACGUCGAUCGUUCAGAUUCGAUGGCCCCAGAAACGUCUGUCCCAGGCAAUAUUGCAGUGGUGGUGCCAGCGUCGAACAAUGAUUUACCCAGUGAAUCGAAUUCCCGAAGCUCAUCUGAGAAAUCGUCCACAGGAUGCAAUACACCAGCUACUAGCGUCGAAGCCACCGGCGCCAAGCUUCCAGCGCGUAUCAAUGCUUCUGAUCGUGCAAACCAACUCCGGUCAAGCAAAUUGUCCUUGGGGCUUUUUAAAAGAGGGACCAAGCGAUCUACAGCUACCCGGGAUGAAGAUGAUGGCCGCGAGGCCUCUGAUGCUGCUCUGGCACAUAAACUCCAGAUGGAGGAAUAUGGUCAACCCCAAAAGAGACAGAAAUAUUACUGGGCUCCUAUCGGCCAAGGUCAACUAUCCUCUGAUGAAGACUGCGUGGCGGAGGACGACGAGUCGACACUGGGUGAUAGGACUGUGUCAUUAAGUCCCGAACCACCGGUUUUACUCCGGGGAAUCCAUACAGGUCCAUCGGAGUACAAUCUCGCCGACCCUAAUUAUGCUCCUGAGAAUCCUUUCGAGGAAGUGGUCAAUGGUGCUACAGAACGUGAUCUCAGCGAUCCCUUCUUUGCUGACCAGGAUCAUUCCGAUGAAGAAGCUGACCUUGACGGCGACCAAUUAGUUGAUUCCGACGAGGAUCUUUCCCCAACUUGGGAGGAGCAGCGAAAGGCCCGUCGUGUGGCGGCCGACCGGAAGAAACUCGAGAAGAAACAUCCAACAAUAAUCACCAUGUGGGAUGAUCUAAAAUCCCGGCCUAUCAUCGCGCCAGAGGAAGCUAAGCAGCCAGCCUCCAUUACUCGAAAGUUGAAGCCAUUCCAACUCCAGGGUUUGAACUGGAUGAUGCAACAGGAGCAGACCGAAUAUCGCGGCGGCUUGCUCGGUGAUGAGAUGGGCAUGGGAAAGACCAUCCAAGCCGUAUCACUCAUCAUGUCUGAUUUUCCCCAGCGCGACCCUACACUAGUCCUUGUACCUCCAGUUGCUUUGAUGCAGUGGGUAUCUGAGAUUCAGGAAUACACGGAUGGCAAAUUGAAAGUCCUAGUUUACCAUAAUUCGGACCCAAAGGUCAAGAAAAUGACGUCAAAUGACCUUCGAAAAUACAAUGUUAUCAUGAUAUCCUACUCAAGUUUGGAAUCUAUCCACCGAAAGCAGGAGAAGGGCUUCACUCGCGGUGAGACAAUGGUCAAAGCAGAUAGCGUUAUCCAUUCUAUUCACUACCACCGCCUCAUCCUUGACGAGGCACACAGUAUUAAACAACGCACUACAGGUGUUGCUAAGGCAUGCUUUGCCUUGCAAGCUAACUACAAGUGGUGUCUUUCCGGCACACCUGUGCAGAAUCGGAUCGGGGAGUUCUUUUCUCUCUUACGCUUCCUGCAAGUCCGGCCAUUUGCCUGUUACUUUUGCAAGCAAUGUGAUUGCGAGCAGCUACAGUGGACUGCCGAUAAAUCGGGUCGCUGUACAAAAUGCUCUCACACGGGCUUCAACCAUAUUUCAAUCUUCAACAAGGAAAUCCUCGGUCCAAUUACCGAGGGACGAACACAGGUAGAACGAAAAGCCGGACUACAAAAGCUUCGUCUCAUCACAGACCACAUCAUGCUACGACGAAUGAAGCAAGACCAUACGUCCUCGAUGGAACUUCCUCCUAAACGGAUUACGUUGCACAAUGAAUUCUUUGGCGAGAUUGAACACGAUUUUUCACGCAGCAUCAUGACCAAUUCCACCCGGGAGUUUGAUACAUAUGUCAGCCGUGGUGUCAUGCUGAACAACUAUGCCAACAUCUUCGGCUUGAUCAUGCAGAUGCGCCAAGUCGCAAACCAUCCGGAUCUUAUCUUGAAGAAAAACACGCAGCCAGGAUUCAACGUUGCAGUGUGUUGUGUUUGUGACGAACCAGCCGAAGAUGCAAUUCGAUCCCAAUGCCGCCAUGACUUCUGCCGCCAAUGUGCCAAAGACUAUAUACUGUCUUUCCAGGACGAGCAAAAAUACGUUGACUGCCCACGCUGCCACAUAACCCUUUCAAUUGAUUUGGAACAACCAACGCUUGCGCACUCGGAGGAGUCUGCCAAAAAGAAUUCCAUCAUCAACCGCAUUUCCAUGGAAAAUUGGACCUCGUCGACCAAAAUCGAGACGCUCCUGUAUGAACUCUACCAAGAGAGAAGCAAGAGCCACACUCCCAAGUCGAUCAUUUUUUCUCAGUUCACUUCUAUGCUGCAGCUCGUCGAGUGGCGUCUGCGUCAUGCUGGAUUCAACACUGUUAUGCUGGAUGGAUCAAUGACCCCGGCGCAACGGCAGAAGUCCAUUGAGCACUUCAUGACCAAACCGGAGGUUGAAGUUUUCUUGGUUUCUCUCAAGGCUGGCGGUGUGGCUCUCAACCUGACAGAGGCCUCGAGAGUUUUUAUCAUCGACCCGUGGUGGAACCCCGCCGCGGAAUGGCAAAGUGCCGAUCGCAGUCAUCGAAUUGGCCAGCAGCGACCCUGCGUUGUGACUCGGCUCUGCAUUGAGGACUCGGUCGAGUCUCGAAUCAUUCAGCUCCAAGAGAAGAAAGCCAACCUCAUCCGGGGUACCUUGAACAAGGAUCAGGCCCAAGCACUGGAAAAACUCACCCCGGAAGACAUGCAGUUCCUUUUCCGUGGAACCUAA